This is a messenger RNA of Callorhinchus milii (elephant shark), 2865 nucleotides long. RefSeq names its product retinoic acid receptor beta. The record is from RefSeq and is a predicted model, not a curated record. Gene Ontology annotation, cellular component: nucleus; transcription regulator complex. The transcript is spliced from 8 exons. NCBI's taxonomy places the organism in Eukaryota, Metazoa, Chordata, Chondrichthyes, Chimaeriformes, Callorhinchidae. Gene Ontology annotation, biological process: regulation of transcription by RNA polymerase II; retinoic acid receptor signaling pathway; cellular response to corticotropin-releasing hormone stimulus. Bases 270 to 1565 code for a protein of 431 amino acids. Gene Ontology annotation, molecular function: nuclear glucocorticoid receptor binding; RNA polymerase II cis-regulatory region sequence-specific DNA binding; zinc ion binding.
AGAGAGAGAGAGAGAGAGAAAAAAAAAUGGUAAAUGAUCAUUUGGAUCAAUUACAGAGGCUUUUAAGCUGUGUUGUCUGUCAUAAUUCAUGAUUCUGGUCCUGGGAAAUAGACCAAGAGUUGUCGUGCCAAGAAGGAAGAGGAGAGCACAGCGCGGGGGCAGAGUUGGAUGGAGUUCGUGCAACUUUCCUUUCCCUUUUGCAAAUCUGCCCGCGCCGAGAGAGGAUCAGCACUUUGCUUUGCAGGUUGUGGGGGGGAGGUUUUCUCGACAUGUUUGACUGUAUGGAUGUGCUCGCAGUCAGUCCUGGGCAAAUGCUGGAUUUCUACACCCCAAGCCCUUCGUCUUGCAUGUUGCAAGAGAAAGCCCUGACUGCAUGCUUCAAUGGGCUGACACACAGAGACUGGCCACAGAGACACAGCACUCAAUCAAUUGAAACACAAAGUACCAGUUCUGAGGAGAUUGUACCAAGUCCGCCUUCCCCAAUUCCACCCCCACGUGUGUACAAACCCUGCUUCGUCUGUCAGGACAAAUCUUCAGGCUACCACUAUGGGGUCAGUGCGUGUGAAGGAUGCAAGGGUUUUUUCCGGAGGAGUAUUCAGAAAAACAUGGUUUACACAUGUCACAGAGAAAAGAACUGUGUCAUCAACAAGGUUACUAGGAAUCGCUGCCAGUAUUGCCGGUUGCAGAAGUGCUUUGAAGUGGGCAUGUCAAAAGAGUCAAGUGGACAGCAGGGAACUGGCGACGGAAUGUCACAAAUGCAACACAAAGGAGGUUCCGAAAGGAGAUUUGGCAGAGGCCUGAUGAUCCCAACUGUAAGAAAUGACAGAAACAAGAAGAAAAAGGAGGCACCAAAGCAAGAAUGUUCAGAGAGCUACACGAUGACAGCAGAGUUAGAGGAUCUAAUUGAAAAGAUCUGCAAGGCUCAUCAGGAAACGUUCCCCUCUCUCUGCCAGCUGGGAAAAUACACUACGAUUCUCCGAAUUUGUACCCGAUACACUCCAGAUCAGGACACAAUGACCUUCUCCGAUGGCCUUACUCUCAACAGGACUCAGAUGCACAAUGCAGGUUUUGGGCCACUCACUGACCUCGUCUUUACCUUUGCCAAUCAACUCCUGCCACUCGAAAUGGAUGACACGGAGACUGGCCUUCUCAGUGCCAUCUGCCUGAUCUGUGGAGACCGCCAGGAUUUGGAGGACGCAGGGAAAGUGGACAAAUUGCAGGAACCACUUCUGGAGGCUUUAAAAAUUUAUAUCAGAAAGCGAAGACCCAACAAGCCCCACAUGUUCCCAAAGAUAUUAAUGAAGAUUACAGACCUGCGGAGCAUCAGUGCGAAAGGUGCAGAACGUGUCAUUACACUCAAGUUGGAGAUCCCGGGAUCAAUGCCUCCCCUCAUCCAAGAAAUGCUGGAAAACUCAGAAGGACACGACCCCCUUGCACCAACAGCAAAUACAAGCACAGAAACAAAGGGAGCCAGCAGUCGAGGACCAGAAGCAAGUCCCAGCCCCAGUCACUCCCCCAGCUCUGCAGCCAAUGGACCAGUCAGCCAGCAACCAAAUGCACAGUGAGGAAUGACGCUGCAGCAAUCACAAACAUUCCCAAAUUGUCAUUUUCCUUUCCAGCCCUUCCCCUCAUUUAUGUUACAAAACACUAAGACCUAAAGGACCAAGAUGAUAGAUGUAUAUUCAACGUAAACGGGGCUGAAACUCUUUGACCCUAACGGGCUUUUACAAUUUUUGGGAGGCCAAGCCAUCAAGUGUGUUAUCAGAUGCAGCCCUCCUGGAUUGUACGCAGUCUGCUUAAAGAUCAAUGCCUGGUAGCGCCCAUGAUUGCAUGCUGGAAAGAAGCUGUGGGACAUGGCGUGGAGCUGUGAUUAUUAAUUUAGUUUGUGGAGUUACUCCUUGGUGUAUUCUGAAUUUCUCUAUGUUGGAGUUUCUGGUGCUUUUCAUUGCCUUGCAAACCAUGUCUAAGUACAUACACCACAUUAUGGAACAGAGCCUAAUUGCAUAGGUCAUGGUUGUAGAAUGCUCUGGUUUAGAUAAGAUGGAACAUUUGUUAUUAUUCUUACUGUUCACUGUUGUAUUUUUCUGAUUUUCUUAUUAAGAAACAAAAAAAACACAAAAAAAUUGGAAUGUUAUCAUCCGUGCACCAGCAUUUAGUUCUGUUAAAUAAACAGGGAUUCAUUUCCACCUCCUUUUACAAUAAAAUAAAUACAGUUUGAUAUUUUAAUACCUUUCUUCCUAGCACUUUGUGCUGGUGCUGCGUUCAUUUCACAUUGGCGCAGUUAGCUUACACUACCAUGUCGUUUGUAUGAGUGUUUACAGUUCACAAGCACUUAAAUUACAAUUUUAAAAACAAUUUCCAGAGUACAGUGAGUAAGUAGGAAGCUAAUAUUUUUGUGGUAGGAUUUGCCCAUUGCCUGUUGGUUUUGUACUAGCAUACAAGGCUAGUAAAAAAUGUUUUUUUUUUAAUCCAGCUGUGCAAGUCCAUUUCAUGUUAAGCAACAUAUCAAGCAGUAAAGUGCUGUAAUGAUAGCCUCCAAGGCACAACACUUCUCAGUGUUAUUUUGUUGUUUUGUUUGCUUGUACAUGAGCCAGUAAGUCAGUUUCAUCUGGUGGCCGACACACAUAUCUCUCUGCAGAAGCAUGUAUCUUGUAGAUUUCUUGUUCUUGGGUACAGUGAUUGAGGUUAUUGGAUCAUUCUUGUAGUGUCUGCAGCACUAGUGGAAUGUUGUUUUCUAGCAGUAGCUCUGCUCUGUACUCUUACUGGCUCUAUUUGUACAUUGAGAUUGUUUAACAAUGCUUUCUAUGUUCAUAUACUGGUUACCUUUUCCAUCAAGUUACCUGGCAAAAGAAUAAAGUAUAUUUA